UAGAUAACAAGAGUUAAAUAAAAGUAGGUGGCAGUAUCCCAGUCAUAGUUACUUACAUACAAGUAUCAUUAAAAAUGGCAUUCAAGUCUGUGGUCUUCUGCAUGUUUGCAGUUUUAGUUCAGCAGUCUCUAGCUGGGCCGUAUUACCUCCCAAAAUCAUCAAGCUGCGGCUGCAGCUCUGGGAACGUGAUUGUCAAAGGAAUCGAUGUAAUCGAAGAUAUAUGUUAUAAGCCCAUCAAAAGCUACUCAAGCAAUUGCGUGUCUAUCGAUAUCCCGAACAAUGGAGGGGCACUGGCUAUUACCAGCAUUGGCCCCAUCGCACCCUCCGGCAUCGCUGUAGCCACGGACCUGGAUCUGGCGGGAGACCUGGUGCUCUCCGGCGAGCUGCCUUACUUAAGCGCGGUGGCGUUCGAGGGCAAGUUCGACACCAGUGGCGCCGUGCCGGUGGCGUACGGCUGCGGCGACUGCGUUGCCAUCACACAGGAGCUCGGCAACCCGAGCGGCGUCAACGCCAACAUCAACUCUGGCUCGUCCAAGAUCAUCAGCUGCGGUUGCGGCAAAUACUAAAAAAAUAUUUGUAUCAUCAUGUCAGCCGAUAGACGUCCACUGCUGGACAUAGGCCUCCCCCAAGGCUCGUCACUCCGACCGAUCCUGUGCCGCUCGCAUCCACCGAAUUCCCGCGACCUUCACCAAAAACAAAAAACAUUUACCAAAAACAUGUAAAAAAACAUUUGUAUAGAAUGUUUUAAUAAAUUGAUAUUUAUAUACGAA
Molecule: messenger RNA, 770 nt
Organism: Cydia strobilella
Lineage: Eukaryota; Metazoa; Arthropoda; Insecta; Lepidoptera; Tortricidae
Product: chorion class CB protein M5H4-like
Exons: 2
Coding region: 75-566 (163 amino acids)
Biological process (GO): chorion-containing eggshell formation; multicellular organism development
Cellular component (GO): egg chorion
Molecular function (GO): structural constituent of egg chorion
Source: RefSeq, a predicted model, not a curated record